Cryptomeria japonica (Japanese cedar) is the source of this 1743-nucleotide messenger RNA. RefSeq names its product F-box/LRR-repeat protein At1g67190. Bases 373 to 1632 code for a protein of 419 amino acids. Gene Ontology annotation, molecular function: protein binding. The record is from RefSeq and is a predicted model, not a curated record. NCBI's taxonomy places the organism in Eukaryota, Viridiplantae, Streptophyta, Pinopsida, Cupressales, Cupressaceae. The transcript is spliced from 2 exons.
UAAUAUGACAAAUAAAUUUAUAUUAUAUAAUAAAAAGUUGCAAAAAUAGUCGUAAAGAUUAGGACUUGUAAUUUCUCAAGUCCUUUUUUUUCGCUUGCUAUUUAGCUGGGCAUGUAUUACGGUGUACUUUCGGUUUACCCCUUUUCUUUCCAACUAUGCAUGCCAAGAGUUUGACAAAAUUCCUUCAGAGAUCCGAUAGCGGAUACCCCGAACAGAGGAUUAACAAUAUUUCAUAUUAGAUUAUUAUUGAUUUUCUGCAUAUCCAGUGCAGUCCAAUCCAUUACACAUGUGUGGCGCUUGAAUUGAUUAGAUCCUCCUGCUGCAGAAUUGGUCAACAUUCAGAAAUAAGGCCGAGGCUGUCUAUAUGCAGAUAUGGAUAAGCUUCCUGUUGAGAUUGUUGGGAAAAUUCUGUCCUGUCUUGGUUCUGCUCGUGAUGUUGUAAGAGCGUCCUUCGCAUGCAGAAAAUGGAGAGAAGCAGCAAAAAAUCACCUGCAUACUCUUUCAUUUCAAUACGCAGAUGGUUCAUUUUACAGGGAACUCAGUGCCAGCAGUCUUGAGAUACUUAUAACCCAAACCAUUUUUCAAACAAAUAGAUUGCAAAAUCUGUCCAUUUGCAUGGGUGAUUCAUUUGAAUUCUCAGCAGCCCCUGUGAUUGCUUGGCUUAUGUACACCAGAGAGACAUUGCGCAGUUUGGUAUAUAUGGUCCGUUCAAAACCUAGUUUAUGUAUUCUAGAGAAAUGUGGGAAACAGAAGCUUGAAACUUUAGUUUUAGGGCAUACUAUAGUAUCAGGGGUGGAGCCUAGUUACCAGAGAUUUCCCUGCCUAAAAUCUCUAUCCUUGCACUGUGUUAGUAUUUCUGGCAUAGAAUUGAUGCUUUUGUUGACUAUAUGCCCGAAGCUUGAAUCUCUCUCUCUUGUGAAUCCUGAUCUUACAGUUCCAGAUGUGGCAAGUUAUUUGGAAUUGAGCAAUCCUAGCUUGAAGAAUGUGUAUAUGGAAGAACUAAGCCUAGACAAAUUGAUUCUUGAAGCAGAUAACUUGGAGAGUUUACAUUUGAAGGAGACUACAAUUGAGCUUUUUGAAGUCAUUAGUAAGGGAAAUCUUAAGCAUCUAAAAUUUCAGGAUGUGACUCUCGUUAAUUUUGAGAUGGGAGAGACAAUGGAGAGCUUGGAGGUUGUGGAUGUUAGCAGUUUUACACUAAUGUGGCCAAAAUUCCACCAGAUGAUACUGAAAUCAGUUAAAUUGAAAAGACUGCGUAUUUGGGAUUUAAUGUUCGAUGUUGAAGAUGAGGUUAUGGAUCUGGAGACAAUAGCAACCAGUUUUCCUAAAUUGAGCAGCCUUGCUUUGAGCUAUGAUCUCAGUUAUGGACUUCUCCAGUUUGGCUUAAAGGGAUCAUCUCUGCUGGAAAAUGUGACAAUAUUGGAGUUAGGUUCAAUAGCAAUUAAUGACCUUUUCAGUCAAUGGAUAGCAGCAGUUCUUGAAAGAUGUCCAAGACUGAAGCAGGUUAUAAUUCACGGGAAUGUUUCUGAGGCAAAACUUCGUGAUGAUUACAGAAUAUUAUCAAGAUUUACCUCUUCCAUUGUUAGUAUUAUGAGAACGUUUGCAGAUGUUGAUGUGCAGUUUGAAUUCCAAUAAUAUGCCUUUCUAUUAGCUUGGACAUGAGAAUCCAGCCCAUCUCAACGAGAUGAUAAUGUAAAUAUGAUUUUUUUUCUAGUUCAGAAUCUAUGUUUCAAGGGAGUUUUUUAA